Molecule: messenger RNA, 1939 nt
Organism: Vitis vinifera (wine grape)
Lineage: Eukaryota; Viridiplantae; Streptophyta; Magnoliopsida; Vitales; Vitaceae
Product: pollen receptor-like kinase 1
Exons: 3
Coding region: 1-1902 (633 amino acids)
Biological process (GO): protein phosphorylation
Molecular function (GO): protein kinase activity; ATP binding; protein binding
Source: RefSeq, a predicted model, not a curated record
AUGUCCCAUAAUUAUUCACCUUGGCCUCUAAUCUUCCUCGUCAUCAUCUCAGUGGUGCACAUUAAUGUUGCCUCUGGUGCCAAACCAUCCCAGUCUGAAAUUCUUCUCGAGUUUAAGAAUUCUCUACGUAAUGUUACUGCAUUAGGCAGUUGGAACACAUCCACUACGCCAUGCGGUGGUUCGCCGGGAGGUUGGGUCGGUGUUAUUUGCAUAAAUGGAGACGUCUGGGGAUUACAACUGGAGGGUAUGGGACUCAUGGGCACCAUUGACAUGGACACCCUUGCGAAGUUGCCUCAUCUGAGGGGUAUAAGCUUCAUGAACAAUCAUUUUGAUGGGGCCAUUCCAAAAAUAAAGAAACUCAGUGCACUAAAGUCAGUUUUCUUAUCCAACAACCAGUUUUCUGGGGAGAUAGAGGAUGAUGCCUUUUCGGGUAUGGUUUCGUUGAAGAAGGUGCAUUUGGCACAUAAUAAGUUUUCAGGUGGGGUUCCUGAGUCCUUGGCUUUAUUGCCUAGGAUUUUGGAGUUGAGGUUGGAGGGGAACCAUUUUAAAGGCCAGAUACCUGAAUUUAGAGCAACUCAAUUGCAAUCCUUCAACAUAUCCAACAAUAACUUGGAAGGUCCGAUCCCGGAAAGCCUUAGAAAGAUGGAGUUGACCUCAUUUUCAGGUAACAAAAAUCUAUGUGGAGCACCGUUGGGUUCAUGUCCUCGGCCAAAGAAACCAACAACGCUAAUGAUGGUUGUUGUUGGAAUCGUUGUGGCCUUGGCAUUAUCUGCCAUCAUUGUAGCCUUCAUCCUCCUCCGCUGCAGCAAAUGCCAAACAACUCUAGUACAAGUAGAGACUCCACCAUCGAAAGUGACUUGUAGGGAGUUAGAUAAGGUCAAGCUUCAAGAGUCUAACACUGAAUCCGGGAAAAAGGUUGAGCAAGGAAAGUUGUACUACUUAAGGAAUGAUGAGAACAAGUGUGAUUUGAAAGACUUGCUAAAAGCCUCAGCUGAAAUAUUAGGCAGUGGAUACUUUGGCUCUUCUUACAAAGCUGUUCUGGUGAAUGGGUCAUCCGUGGUUGUUAAGAGGUUUAGACAUAUGAAUAAUGUUGGAAAAGAAGAGUUUCAAGAGCAUAUGAGAAGACUAGGGAGACUGAAUCACCCCAAUUUGCUUCCUUUUGUGGCUUACUACUACAGGGAGGAGGAGAAGCUCCUGGUUACUGACUUCAUUGACAAUGGCAGCUUGGCAAUUCAUCUUCAUGGUAACCAUGCUCGAGACCAACCAAGGCUCGAUUGGGCAACUCGGUUGAAAAUCAUUAAAGGAAUAGCCAAGGGCCUUGCAUACCUCUAUACUGAGCUCCCUACCCUAAUUGCACCUCAUAGCCACCUGAAAUCUUCUAAUGUUCUUCUUAGCAAGUCUUUCACGCCCCUGCUCACUGACUACGGUCUAGUACCCUUGAUUAACCAGGAGAUUGCCCAAGCGCUCAUGGUCGCAUAUAAGUCACCAGAAUACAAACAACAUGGUCGGAUAACAAAGAAGACCGACGUAUGGAGUUUUGGGACAUUGAUACUAGAGAUAUUAACUGGAAAGUUUCCCACUCAAAAUUUACAACAAGGUCAAGCAAGUGACACUGAUUUGGCAAGUUGGGUGAAUUCUGUUUCCCAGGAAGAGUGGGAAGAUGAGGUGUUUGAUAAAGAGAUGGGAGGGACGACGAACAGUAAAUGGGAGAUGGUGAAGCUGUUGAAGAUAGGGUUGGCUUGUUGUGAAGGGGAUGUGGGAAAAAGGUGGGAUAUGAAGGAGGCAGUUGAGAAGAUCGAAGAGUUAAAAGAGAAGGAUAGCGAGGAUGAUUUCUAUUCUUCAUAUGCCAGUGAAAUGGAAAGCCCUUCAAGACAACUGUCAGAUGAACCCUCUUUCUCAUGAAUGGUGUUGAGAGGUGGAAUAGAGGAUUGGCUGCCUU